Hippocampus zosterae (dwarf seahorse) is the source of this 7541-nucleotide messenger RNA. It is a transcript of the gene cachd1, whose product is annotated as cache domain containing 1. Lineage: Eukaryota; Metazoa; Chordata; Actinopteri; Syngnathiformes; Syngnathidae. The record is from RefSeq and is a predicted model, not a curated record. The transcript has 27 exons. The coding region runs from base 319 to 4233 and encodes 1304 amino acids. Gene Ontology annotation, cellular component: voltage-gated calcium channel complex. Gene Ontology annotation, molecular function: voltage-gated calcium channel activity.
CCCUACUUUCACCCCUAUUGUGGAGAAGCUGGGGCUCACACACGCACACGCACACACACACGCUGCCAGCCCUUCUGGAGUUCGAGUUGGGAGGUCAAGCUUUUUUGAAGAAAUACUUCCCUUCUACUCAUGGAUAUAUUUUAUUCUCUUCAGGGAAUUCGAAGAAGGGCAAUGGUUUGCGUCGCCAGGCAUUUCGGAGUGUCAUCCGUGAGGGAAAGGCCACACUUACUCCACAGCACAAAGUUGUGAAAAAAAGUAGUUCUCCUCUUCUCCUCGCUCACACUCGGUGCUUGUCCGCUUUGAGGAGCCCCGACCAUCAUGGCGAGGCGGACCAGGCACAGCACUUGGGCUUUGACGCCGAAACGACGCGCUCCUUUGCGGGCUGCGCUGCUCCGUCUUCGCGGGAGCUUGUCGGCUCGUUUGUGGAGCUUCGCUUUUAUGUGCUCGACUCUUUCUUGGGGAUAUUGUCGAGCCGACACGGAGUUUUCUAUUUUGGAAGAAACACAAGUUCUCUCCGAACAGAUAAAGAAGCUGUCCACUCAAGAGCUCGGAGUCUUUACUAUGCAGAGGAUUUUCAACUCGUUUGUGUACACCGAGAAGACAUCAAACGGAGAGACAGAAGUCCAGCAGCUGGCCAAGAAGAUUCGGGAGAAGUUUAACCGCUACCUUGAUGUGGUGAACAGGAACAAACAGGUGGUGGAGGCCUCGUACACUGCCCACCUCACCUCUCCUCUCACUGCAAUACAGGACUGCUGCUCCAUCCCAACAUCUAUGAUGGAGUUUGAUGGAAAUUUCAACACCAAUGUGUCCAAAACCAUCUGCUGUGACAGACUCUCACCGACCGUCAACAGCCGAGCUUUCAACCCCGGAAGAGACCUCAACUCAGUUUUGGCAGACAAUCUGAAAUCCAACCCAGGGAUCAAGUGGCAGUACUUCAGCUCAGAGGAGGGCAUCUUCACUGUGUUCCCGGCCCACAAGUUCCACUGCAAAGGAAGUUAUGAACACCGCAGCAGGCCUGUUUAUGUUUCUGCAGUGCGUCCCCAGUCGAAACAUAUUGUUGUAAUGGUGGAUCACGGCGCGUCUGUUACUGAAACACAACUUCAAAUUGCCAGAGACUCAGCACUGGUUAUCCUUUAUGCAAUUGAUGAACAUGACAAGAUCGCCGUUUUGUCAGUGGCAGAGACGGUCCGCUCCUGCUCUCUCGACCAGUGCUACAAGAGUCUGCUUUCUCCGGCCACUAGCGAGACAAAGAGGAAGAUGAGCAACUUCAUCUCCAACAUCAAGGCCACUGAUGGCACCACGCAACACGCAGCAGGCUUCCAAAGGGCUUUCCAGCUUCUUAGAAACACCAGCAGCCUUAGCAAGCAGAGUGCCACCACAGACAUGGUUAUCAUCUACCUGUCUUCUGGGAUUACAUCUCGAGAGUCAUCAGAGCAAGAGAAGAAAUCCACGCUCAGUGUGGUCAAAGAGGAGAACAGACACUUCAACAACUCUGUCAUGAUCCUCACGUAUGCACUCAUGAAUGAGGGAAUAACAGGUCUGAAGGAGCUGGCCUUCCUGCGAGACCUUGCCGAGCAGAAUUCGGUGAAGUACGGCGUUGACCGUUUUCCUGUGGCGUCCUCAUCGGGAUCAUCCACAGUGGUCAUGAUGUCUGUCGUGAAGGGCAGCAUGAUGGUGCUCAACCAGCUCAGCAACCUGGAGACAACAGUGGGCCGCUUCUAUAUCAACCUGCCCAACCGCAUGAUCGACCACGUCCGUUUCAGUCUGCCCUACACUGACCCUAUGGGAGAUGGUUUUAUUAUGACUGUGAGUCGGCCCUGCUAUUUUGGGAACCUGCUCCUAGGUGUGGUUGGUGUCGACGUGAAUCUGGCCUACAUUUUGGAGGAUGUCACAUAUUAUCAGGACUCUCUUGCUUCGUACACAUUCCUCAUUGACAACAAAGGUUAUACCCUGAUGCAUCCAUCACUAACGCGGCCUUACCUGAUGACCGAGCCUCCUCUUCACACGGACAUUGUCCACUAUGAGAAUAUUCCUGGAUUCCAUGUUGUGCGACAGAACAUCCUCAAUCUCCCAUUGGGCAGUCAGGUCAUCGCUGUUCCUGUGAACUCAUCUUUGUCCUGGCACACUAACCGACUGAGAGACAACCGCAAAGAUGCGUACAAUGUUAGCUAUGCGUGGAAGCUGGUUCAAGACACGUCGUUCAUCCUGUGCAUCGUGUACGUGCAGCCAGAAAUUCCAGUGAAGCAGCUCAAACAUCUGAACACCGCACCUAGCUCUAAGCUCCUGUACCAUCGUUUGGACUUACUGGGUCAACCCAGCUCCUGCCUCCAUUUUAAACAGCUUGCAUCUGUUGAAUCCCCCACAGUGAUGCUGGCAGCUGGUAGCUUCUCAUCUCCCUAUGAGCACCUCAGUCAGCCAGAAACAAAGCGCAUGGUGGAACACUACACAGCCUAUCUGAGUGAUAACACUAGGCUCAUUGCCAACCCAGGCCUCAAGUCCUCUGUCAGGAACGAGGUUAUGGCGACCAGUCACGUCACAGAUGAGUGGAUGACACUAAUGGAAAUGAGUAGCCUCAACUGCUACAUUGUGCGCCGUUACAUAGCAACGCUCAGUGGGGUGCUCCGGAUUUACCCUGGAUCACUGAUGGACAAAGCCUUUGACCCCACCCGCAGACAAUGGUACCAGCACGCUGUGGCCAACCCUGGCCUCAUCACCUUUACUGGACCUUACUUGGAUGCAGGUGGCGCAGGCUACGUUGUUACCAUCAGCCACACCAUCCAUGCCUCCAGCUCUCAGAUGGCCCCAGGCUAUGCAGUUGCAGUGAUGGGCAUAGACUUUACCCUUCGCUACUUCUAUAAAGUUCUGUUGGACCUGCUUCCCAUUUGCAACCAGGAUAAGGGAAACAAGAUCAGGUGCUUUAUAAUGGAGGACAGAGGGUAUCUGGUGGCCCAUCCCACUCUCAUUGACCCUAAAGGUCAUGCCCCUGCAGAGCAACAGCACAUCACACACAAGGAGCCGCUGGUUGCCAAUGAUAUACUGAACCACCCCAACUUUGUCAAGAAGAAUCUGUGCAACAGCUUCAGUGAUCGCACUGUGCAGCGCUUCUACAAGUUCAACACGAGCAUCACGGGGGACCUAACCAAUCUUGUCCAUGGCAGCCAUUGCUCUAAGUAUCGUUUGACACGAAUACCUGGCACCAACGCUUUUGCUGGGAUUGUCAACGAGACGUGUGACUCUCUGGCCUUCUGUGCUUGCAGCACAGUGGACCGCCUUUGUCUCAACUGCCACAGAAUGGAGCAGAAUGAGUGUGAGUGCCCGUGUGAGUGCCCCCUCGAGGUGAAUGAGUGUACUGGCAACCUCACCAAUGCUGAAAACAGAAAUCCUAGCUGUGAGGUACAUCAGGAGCCACUCAGUUUGAAUGUGAUCGAUCCCAGUCUACAGGACACACUUCCUCAAUGUAUCAACACUCGCUGCAGCCAGAGAUACAGCAGCAGCGACUGCUUUGGUGUUUUGGACUGUGAGUGGUGCAUGGUGGACAGCGAUGGCAAGACCCAUCUGGACAAGCCGUACUGUGCCCUGCAAAAGGAGUGCUUCGGGGGCAUUGUCGGUGCAAAGAGUCCAUAUGUAGACACCAUGGGCCUCCUUGAUGAGGAGGUGGCAUCUUUGAACAUGAUCAAGACUGCUCCUGUGGGUCCGGUUGCCGGAGGUAUUAUGGGAUGCAUCAUGGUGCUGGUAUUGGCCGUGUACGCGUACAGACACCAGAUCCACAGGCGCUCGCAUCAGCACAUGUCGCCAUUGGCGGCACAAGAAAUGUCAGUGAGAAUGUCCAACCUGGAUAAUGACAGAGAUGAGAGGGAUGACGACAGCCACGAGGACCGAGGCAUAAUAAGUAAUACUCGAUUUAUCGCCGCGGUGAUCGAGAGACACACCCACACUCCAGAACGGCGGCGAAGGUACUGGGGAAGAUCUGGCACAGAGAGUGACCACGGCUACAGCACGAUGAGCCCUCAAGAGGACAGCGAGAAUCCACCUGGGAACAACGAUCCACUUUCGGCGGGCGUCGAUGUCGGUAACCACGAUGACGACCUGGACCUGGACACCCCCCCUCAGACGGCAGCCCUGCUCAGCCACAAAUUUUACCCCUACCGACACACGCACACACACCAUCACCCGCUGCACACGCACCACCUCCAAGCGGCGGUCACCGUUCACAGCGUGGAUGCCGAGUGUUGAUCUAUGACAUGGGUAGAAUCUAGAAAACGCGCUUUUAAGACACUUCACAUUGCGCUCAUCAUCGUUGCCAAUAUAUAGAUAUUUUUUUUCUAUUGAACUGAGCUCAAAAUGUGUGUGGGGGGGGUUGUUUUUGACACAAUGAAAAUGGGCAAACUCUUUAUUUUGUUCACUUUGUUUUCUGAAGGUAUCGGGCCUUCUGGACUCUUUUAAGAGCAGCCUUGAAAACAAAUUCAGCCCAUUUCGGGGAAGUUCAUUGGAACAGCCAAAGGCUUCAACCUGUGAACAAGCAUAAUUUUUUUCCCCGUGGAGGGCCAACGCGAACACAAAACCAACUUGUCAACACUACUGGACCACAGGACUUUCAAUAAUCAAAACUCACACGCAGGAACCUUACAAGGAAAAGAACAAACUUCAUUUACACACAUAGAAAAACACUAUAAAGAUAAAAGAUUUUUAAAGCAUCAUAAAGCUAUUUAUUCAAAUUUGCAGGACGGAUACAAGAUCUCUGCAUCCGGUCAUGUAAUAUUUGUCUACACGCGUACUGUUGAGACAGUUGCAGUUUAUUCACUGUCUCAUUGUGUCAACAAUGAACCUGAAUCACAAGCUCUGCAAUUGCAAUUCAAAACGGAAAGCCGUUUGAGUGAUAUCAUUGAUGUUCAUCUUAAGGCCCGUACAAUGUAUGAGGGGCAUUCAAUCAAUCAGGUGAAUUUUUUGGUAUAAGGAUUUUAUAAUUUUUUUGUCAAAGUAGUCUCCCAGCAUUAUCGCACACUUUUCCCCUCUGUGCACAAGCUUCCUUAUUCCUUCAGCGUUAAAAUCUUUGGACUGAUGUCUCAGCCGGUCGCUCACAACACUUUUGACUUCAUUGUCCCUUUCAAACUUGGUGCCUCUCAUGAACACUUUUAACUCAUUCAAUCCCCGCCAUUUUCACUGGAGCAACCCCCUCAAUCUCAGCGUUUUACUGGAUUUUGACUGAUCUUGCAAGGCCCACAGAAUAUUAUGGUUCCAAUGCCAUAUAAACAUGAAGUCUACCAAAAUAAUGUUUGGACUCUCUUCUUUCAGCAGAAAAAAAAUUGGUUUCUAUUUUUUUCCAUUCUUCAGCAAUCGGCAUUACAAGAUGGCUAAGUUUCAUGAAAAUUGCGAUUCCUGGGCAAAAAAUUGAGAAAAAGAGAAUUUUGUAAAAGCAUGCAUUUCAAUCAUGUGAGGCACCAUUGCCACCUACUGGUCGCUUUUUUACAUGAUUUACUAUGCAUCUCAUUCACUAAUUGCAUCAGACCCUCCUCCUCUCUAUGACGCAAAAAAAAAAAAAGACUUAGACAUACGUCCUUGGUAGGCGGGGCCAAAAUUUAAAAAGACGUACAAGUACGUCUUGUGGAAUGAAAGAGUUAGGGGACCUAACAGACAUCAUUUUUAUGCCAAGGGAAUAUGGGAGCUUGUGCACGGAUGGGUGUGAGAGUGCAUGAGAGACUAUGUUGAAAAAAAGUAAGCUUCUACUUGUAUUAGAAGUCCUUAUGCCGAAAAAUUCACCUUACUUAUUAAACGACCCUCAUACGAGGAUGCUCUUUGUCCAAACUAGUCAAGACAAAUAGUACACCGACCAGAAGCUUGACAUGAGGGUUGUUGAAUAAAACCUUGGACGGCUUUCCGUAAUUCAACUGGAACUAUUUUCUGUGUACACUUUUGGAACGGAAAAUUCUUUCCGUGUCAUCUCACAACAAGGAAGUUGGCAGCCUUUGGGCAGUGCCAUUACCAGCUGAACAAUUUCUGACACUGCCCAACAUUCGCUGUUUCCCGAUACCUGGAACGUCUCGCGAUGUGCGUGCCGAAUUGUAAUGCACGUGGAAGUAUAAAAAGGACAAAAGUUGGAAAAUCCUUGUUGAAGAAGAAGAACGGGAGGGAAGGAUGCUGCUGCUUUGAAGAGAAAAGGCCUGUCUGUUUUCUCCUCUGUGGUGAACCACUCAAAGUGUGUGUAGAUGUUUAAUUUUUCUUUUCUUUUUGGGUGAGGACAUGUUUCUGUGGCUACUGGUCCACACAAGAAAAGUGUUUACUGUGUGGGUGUGUGCGUGCGUGCGUGCAUUUUUAUUGAAUGCAUUAUUGUAUUUUCCCUCAAGACAUAGACUAUAGUUAAUUAAUCACUUAGUUUUCCUCCUGAUGAAGAGUCACGUGACCCGAUCUGCGCUCUGUGGCUUCGAUUGUUUUUGUGCUCAAAUUUUGGACACUUCGGUACAAACAUGUCUACUGUUUUCCAGAGAUUCUUUAUGUAGUGUCAAGGGGAGAAUCCUAAAUAGCGAUCACUCCCGAUUUUUAUUGUUGCCGAGUAAGCCUGAAACGAUCCUCUGAUGUUCGCCUUGAUGUGUUCAUGGUGUCUCGCUAUAUUAAGGAUGCCUUGGAUAUGUUUGAGGUUUAUUUUUGUUUACUUGGAAGAAUUCAUACGUUUACAUGACAACAGUUUUUCAAAGUUUUAUUGUGUGUUUUCAAAGCUCCCAAAAUGUUACUGUAGAUAUGGUAAGAGAACGGUACAUUAUUAUGCAGAUAAUAACAUUUAAAAAGCUGAAGCGUCAUAUUCUGCCGUGAGCAAUGCAAGCAAGCUUCGCUCUACAUUCAUUUUUGUUAUUGAGUCACUGAUGAGAAAAUAAUUGGCACAAACGUUGAAUCUGUCAAGCUACACUGACAAGACAAAACAAAUCAAAAAUACAAGACUGAAACACAAUGAGAAGUCGUAAUUUUGUAUUGGAUGAGGUAAAUAGUUAUUUUACAAAGUGUAACAUAAGGAUCGCUACAUAAAUUGGACAUGGUAAGAGAAUAUAGCCUUAAUGAGAGCAUACAUUUGUAACCGCACACUCAUUAAAUCACAACUUUUCCUCUCAUAUUACACCAUUUUGCCCUUAAUGUUAAGAUUUCAUUCUCGUAAGUGCGAUUCCAGUACAUUUUUGUAAUCUUGUUAUAAUAGCUCCCUGUUUCCUUCAUACUUAGAAGACUCUUAUUCAAUGAAUUGAGUUCAGUUUCCUAAUGGCAUUUACAAAUCUCGAUUUAAGUCCAAGCAGACUUCCAAGGCAAUUACCUGUUCUUUUUGUUGUUGUUGUUAUUGUUUGGGUUAAAUCGUUUUGGAUUCUUAUGUUGGGCAUUUUUUAAAAAUUUGAACAAAUUGUCAACGGUUUUUGAAACAGUGAUCAGCAGCUGUUGUGUACAGACGUAACAUUAAGUCACGUACUGAAGGAUGUACAUCACUCACCCCUGUACUGUAUCACAUAAACUUAUCAAAUUGAAAUUCAUUGCCAUGUGAAUGUGAUAAAGUUCAUUUUACAGUUCAA